AUGCGUCCAUAGUUACCUAUAUCACUCUCCCUUACUCUGAGACAGUACUCCCAACUCUGUGCCUGUGCAACUUCUCUGAGUUCUGUACCAAAACAACUGCAUACUACGGAAUGAACAUAUUUUUUAACUCUUCUAAUGGCAACGCUGGUGAAUCUCAAAUUACAGCUUGGCUCACAGAAAAAUUCAACAUCUUUGCAUGUGUGCCCACGAACAGCACAACAAACAAGAUAAGUUCCUUCUUUCUGAGAGGUGAACGACAAUGUGACACCAAGACAGAGACAACAUCUAGUUUGCUUCAGAGUAUCCAAGUCAGAUGUGAAAACAAACAACAAAGUAUAAGAACGAACAACUGCACUGCAGUACUGGAGCUCAAGAUGGCCGCCGACCAGUGUUUCCUCAGAUCGCUGCUGCUGAACACCACAGCACCCAGUCUCCUGCAGCCCACCCUGUACGGUGCUGUGGAAAGAGUGGGCAAGUGUUUGUGUGCCGAAGACAGCAUGCGGUAUAGCGUCUCCCUACUCUCCACGCCCACUAUUUCAGCUAACGUCUGUGCUGAAAACAGCAGCAUCCAUGUGCCCUGGCCAUCUGCUGGAGUGGUGUGGGUUCCGCUGAACAUCAGCGAGAACAGGGUAGACUACUGCACCAGCUUCAACACCACUUCUGAAAGUGCAAGCCAGGCGGCAGAUCAGUGUGAUUUAUCUGGCUUCUGCAAUGAUACAGCUGCCUAUUACCUGGUGAGAAUACAAGCUGAAAACAAGAGCUUGGAAUAUAUUCGGGGACAGGUGAACCAGCUCCGCACCAACCCUGCCUGCGGUGGGACCAACCUCCCCCAGAGCCCCCCCAUGCUGCCGCCCUCUGCUUGUGCAGCAGUCAGCAUUGCAGCCGUCCUUCAGGAUUCCUAUGUGAGCUGUCAGAACAAAAGCACAAACUUGUUAAGCUGUAACAUCAUUAUGAAGAUGUCAGCACCCCGGAACAUAUGUGUUAUUAGUGAAACAUUUCAGGCUUUGAUGAAGAAUAUCCUCACCUAUGACAGAGAUGUGUUUCGAUUGGCACCUUGUAACUGGUCACCUCAAAGUGCCUUGAGACUGCUAAAUUCCAGCUCUUGCUGGGUUUCCUCCUCACUUGGAUUUUCUGAGGUUUGUCCUGAAAAUAAAAACUACAGUGUGUACCGACCAAACAGGCCUGAGACCUGCAGUGCAAGUGAAAGCUUGGCAGUUCUUCUUAAUGAAACCUGUGCAAGGCAGAAUAAUGAGACCAACCCCACACAGAUGCCUGAUACCACCUUCCUUACCAACAUCACAACUCCUCUCCCAACCAACUACACAACCACCCUCCCGAACAACAGCACGAACAACUACACAACGCCUGCCCCAGCCAACAACACAACAAAAUUCACAAGCUCCUCAACAACCACGUCCGUGAACAGUUCAGUAACUAACUUCACAGAACCCUUCAAAAUGACCACAGAGGCCUCCACAAAAAACAUCACAACAGUUAUACGCCCCAGCCCUCUUUUGGAUCCGAACACAGACCUGUCCUCGCUGAAUUCGUCGGAGGUUGAGCGCCUGGUGUCUGAGCUGGAGAACCUGGUGUCUGGCCCCAAUGUGAGCCUAGGUGUGGGACAGCUCGUGGUGGGCGUUGUCAGCAACCUUCUCAACGCCUCAAAAAAAGCCCUGGCCUCUUCCUCCCAAAAACUUAUUAGAGUGGUGGACACGGUCGGUCUCAAGCUGGUGCUGGACUCGGACAUCAAAAACAUUACCUCUAAAUCCCUGGCCCUGGCAGUGAAGAAGAUAGAUGGGGCCAAUUUCAAGGAAACAUCCUUCUCCAUCGCUGACCCCUCUAACCUGCAGGUUGAUGUGAGGAGCUUGUCCUCCCCUUCCAGAGUGGUUCGAGAUGUAAGGAGCCAAACACCCAGCUCCACUGCUGCCACCAUCACUCUUCCUGCUGUGCUACUGGAUAAUUUAUCUCCCGUGCAGCAGAGUCUGGUGUCCAGAAUCCAGUUCAACUUCUACCAGAAGAGCACUGUCUUUGUGGAUAACUCCUUGGUGAGCAGCAAGCUGAACAGCUAUAUCCUUGGAACAAGCGUUGCUAACCUGUCGCUGUCUAAUUUGAAGGACAGUGUUGUCUUCAGACUGCGGAACCUGGAACCCGUCAUGAGUGGAUACGUUCCCCGCUGCGUGUACUGGGAUUUCAACCAAAAUAAUAGAAGUGGAGGCUGGAGUAACGCAGGCUGCAGUGUAGCCAAUUUCACAGCAGAGGAAACUGUCUGUAGCUGCAACCAUCUCACAAGCUUUGGAGUUCUGCUGGAUUUGUCCAGAACAGGUAUCAGCGACCCAGUGCAGGCCACGAUUCUCACCUUCAUCACGUACAUUGGCUGUGGGAUCUCGGCCAUCUUCCUGUCCAUCACUCUGUUGACCUACAUCGCCUUUGAGAAAGUGCGUAAGGACAUCCCAUCGAAAAUUCUGAUCCAGCUAUGCACAGCCCUGAUGCUGCUCAACCUGGUGUUCCUGCUGGAUGCGUGGUUGGCGCUGUACCGCAAUGCUGUUGGGCUCUGUAUCUCGGUUGCUUUCUUCCUGCACUACUUCCUGCUUGUCUCCUUCACCUGGAUGGCCCUAGAGGCCUUCCACAUGUACCUGGCCCUGGUGAAGGUCUUCAACAUCUACGUGCGCCGCUAUAUGCUCAAGUUCUCCCUCAUCGGCUGGGGUGUCCCACUGAUUAUAGUCAUCAUUGUUAUAGCCGUCAACAAAGACAACUAUGGUCUUAUGUCCUAUGGAAGAUUCCCCGAUGGAUCAACGGAUGAUUUCUGCUGGAUACUGAACGACACCGUCUUCUACGUGGCGGUGGUGGCGUACUUUGGCCUGGUCUUCCUGCUGAACCUGUGCAUGUUCAUCGCCGUGAUGGUGCAGCUGUGCCGGAUCAAGAGGAAGAACCCUCACAACUCCCAGCACCGCAGCGCCCUGCAAGACCUGCGCAGCGCCGCCGGCCUCACCUUCCUGCUGGGCCUCACCUGGGGCUUCGCCUUCUUCGCCUGGGGCCCCGUCAACCUGGCCUUCAUGUACCUGUUCGCCAUCUUCAACUCCCUGCAAGGAUUCUUCAUCUUCAUUUUUCACUGUGCCAUUAAGGAAAAUGUUCGGAAGCAAUGGAGAAUGUACCUGUGCUGUGGAGAACUCCGUCAGAUUGAAAACUCAGAAUGGAGCCGGACACAGACCCAGAAGACGAAGAAGCGCGCAGGAGUAGCAGAGGGGUCCUUCAACUCUUCCAACUCCAACAACAUUUCGAGCAACUCCAGCACCUACCUGGUCAGCGAGAGCAGCGACCAAGUCAGCGGGCACAGUAAUCCAUAUGAGGACGUGAAUGUUGGGACACUGAGUGAGCCCAGCCUGGAUGUGGUGCUCAAUGACAUUUCCAAUAACAGGCUCAGGACGAAGAAGGGACGAUGAUUUUGAUCUGGCCUGGUGAAGGUUUGUUACACACAAGGAGGCACCAGAUUCUCAUGACUGAUCAUGACUGGAAGAGUCCUGCAUUGUAAAACCUUUUGCCGCCUAACACCAGGUUACCACAGUGCCAGUGUAUUAAUAUAUAUGUAUAGAUACAGAUAAAUGCAAAGAUAGGUGCUGAAUAUGCUUUGUGCUGACGUCAACGUUCUCCAGAAACUAGUGAAACCACACUCUGCUUUUUUAUCAAUCUCGACACACUAGGCUUUUUUAUAAACCCAGUUUCACUUUUAGAGAACUAAAAUGAAGCGUGUGAACCACCAGGGCAGCCUUUCAGCCACAACGUUGUUGUGUGUUUCCGAGAGAAAGGCACAGGCCGAGAAGCCCGAUGUGGAGUAAGGAGCCCGGCCGCUGUUAUUCCAGAAAUUCUGGAUUCAAAUUGUCAAUUUGUUGAGUUCUGCCUAUUCAGGAAAACAUCGUCCCUUUGCUUCUUGGAACAUGAGGAUCAACUUCCCCUGCUGUGGGCACAUUCUAGGCUCCUUGGGGAUUGUAAUGCUGUCACAGGCCCAGGUCAGCCCUGUUGACAUCUUGGGUCAUACUCAACAAGUUCAGUGUCACACACAACAUGUCAACAAAUAGAUGGCCAAGAUUUGUAGGUUUCCUGAAUUUACUCCAUGGUUUUCAUAGAGAAAGCAUAGCCGACAAUGAAAACAAGUGACUUCUGGAUAGUGAAUGGCAGGCUGCUGUGCUUGAAUAUCCCCUGGUCUGUGACACAGGUGGACGUGCCCAGCACACAGGGGCCAUGAAUGUCCUCCGACUCAUUGGAAAGUAUGAAUUUCCAAGCUUGGGCCCAAGAUUUAUAAAAGUAAACUUAUUUGCACACCUUGUACUGUACUUGAAUUUAAUAUUGUUUAUGGGUUUUGUUUUCUAUUUUGUGUUUGUUGUCCUUUGAAGGAUUAUUGAAACCUUAUUUAUUCUACUGGAACCUGUACAGGUAUCUUCUACAUUUUGUCAACUAGCAUGUUGCACUGCAGUAGUCGACAUUCAGAGUUUUGCUUGUAACUGACUAUUUUUACAGAAUGACUGUACCAAUAAAUGUUAUUUAAUCCGA
Lepisosteus oculatus (spotted gar) is the source of this 4545-nucleotide messenger RNA. NCBI's taxonomy places the organism in Eukaryota, Metazoa, Chordata, Actinopteri, Semionotiformes, Lepisosteidae. The record is from RefSeq and is a predicted model, not a curated record.